AUGCAAUCGCCGCAACAACAUAGCUCCAGUAUCGUGAACACUGCGCACGAGUUCCUCAUUCGCGGCAUCAGGUUCUUUGCAGCUCUCUGUGGUCGCAAACCAGCAAAGAAUAGAUUGACCUACGAGUGGGAAAAACGACUUGCAUACGCUGGAGAGGAGCACGAGGCUGAAGACGGCGAAGCUGCUAGAGAUGAACACGACAUGCACACUUUACAAAAAGUUCUCCAUCUACACAUCUUCUUCCCCACACUCAACCACGACUCAUCAGCCGACAUCAUGGCGGACUCGAACGAACGGAACGAAGAAAGCGAUCACGACAAUCGCCCCAUUGCCCCCGACACAGUCGCUCGUCUUCGCGCUGCCAUCGCCAGCAAUCCUCGUCAAUCGACUUCUGUUCUGGUCACUGCUCUUCUGACCAUCUGUCCUGCGCUACUCACCGGACCGCUUCUCUCCCUGCUGGGUUUCGGCGGCCUGGGUCCCGCUGCUGGUGGCCUCGCUGCUGGCUUCCAGAGCAUCUUCAGUACCCCCUGGCUCUUUCGUGUCCUUCAAAGCGCUGCUAUGGGUGGAUGGGGUUCUGCUCUGGUUCAGAGCAUCGUUUGUGCUUUCUCAGCUGGUGGCUUGGUUCUUGAGUUGAUUGAGAAGAUCUUGGGUCGUGAAGGAGAGAGAGCUGAUGAGGACGAUGAUGGAGGCGAUGAAGAGUAG
This is a messenger RNA of Aureobasidium namibiae CBS 147.97, 702 nucleotides long. RefSeq lists its product as uncharacterized. Bases 1 to 702 code for a protein of 233 amino acids. The record is from RefSeq and is a predicted model, not a curated record. The transcript has 3 exons. NCBI's taxonomy places the organism in Eukaryota, Fungi, Ascomycota, Dothideomycetes, Dothideales, Saccotheciaceae.